Messenger RNA from Eremothecium sinecaudum, 3693 nucleotides. RefSeq names its product CORVET complex membrane-binding subunit VPS8 (gene VPS8). Lineage: Eukaryota; Fungi; Ascomycota; Saccharomycetes; Saccharomycetales; Saccharomycetaceae. Gene Ontology annotation, biological process: endosomal vesicle fusion; protein targeting to vacuole. Gene Ontology annotation, molecular function: protein binding. Gene Ontology annotation, cellular component: HOPS complex; late endosome. The record is from RefSeq and is a predicted model, not a curated record. Bases 1 to 3693 code for a protein of 1230 amino acids. The transcript has a single exon.
AUGAGUCGGGUAAGUUUUCUAGAUAGAGAUCUGUUCACGGAUUCCAAAUAUGUCUCCUUUGUAUCUACUGUUGUAGAAUAUUCGGAUGACAAUAGAUCUCAUUUAGCGUCUAAAUUCUUCCACAACAAUCCAUUAAGCGAGGAUUGCCAUUCACUUGUAAAUUGGAUAUCCAUGCAGCAGAUAUACCCCCCGUUAACUUUAAAUGGCGGGCCAACUUCAAUAUUUUUAACAUCAUCGUAUAUUAUUGCAGGUACUAAGAACGGUGCGGUUCUAAUAUUCAAUCAUAAGCAAUUGCUAUUAUCAACUUUAACGCCUAAAACAUCUGAUUUUCAAUCUCCAGCUGUUAGUGUUUGUAUGUCAAACAAUGGAAGUCAUGUUGCAGCUGCCUAUGCUACAGGGGAUAUAUUUAUGUGGGACUUGAAUCAGCAUAUUGAUUCAUCUCAAAAUUCUAUGCCAGCAUUAUUUCAUAUUCCAAGAUAUGAAGGCUCCUCUAUAAAUGGACUUGAUUUCUUGCCAGGCAAAAGGUUAAGUUUGGUGGCAAGUUAUUCGAAAGGUCAAGUCCUAUUGCAUCAAGGAUCGCGGACGCUAUUAUGGCAACAAACGUACCAAACAAAAUCUCUAAUGAAUGUCACAUCUGUCCAACGUCAACUUCUUGGCAGCGCAAUUGCGCCUUCACUGAAAGACUAUCCAGAUCUUCAUCUAGUAGCAGUUUUAUGCUCUGCAUGUUUAACAAUUAUAUGCAUUAAUCCAACACUGGCAACUCAUUGGCUUCAAAACUUUCCAGCAUCAGAGGCAAACGAGACCGGUUCUGUCGCAUGGUCAGCAGAUAGUCAUAUGGUAGCAUAUGCACUAGGUAGCUCGGUGCACACUAUAACUAUAGAUCAAUUUUCAGAGGAAAAUAUAAAAAUAUCAAAGGAUCCUAUUUGGUCCUGGAAUGUGGAACAUACAAUUGCUUCCCUCCAGUGGCUUUCCAAAGGUAUCAUCGGGGUCUUAACGGAUCACUCCUUGGUUAUAGUUUUGAAUGUGAAAUUGCAGCAGAAUCCGGUAAUUUGGACGUUAAAGCUAGACCCACAAUGUAUGUUUAACGGAAUGUGCAAUACUUUUUCAUGCCUGGAUAACCAGUUUUUCUAUCUAACCCAAUUCACUGUGAAUUGCGGGAAAUUUGCAGCAUGGAGCGAUAUAUUUCUUCACUAUAUGAAACGACAUGAUUAUGGUGCAGCACUGAAUAUAAUGGGGUUCCUUAUGACUAAUGGCUCUUCUAUCGCCCCAUUAAUUAAACUCGGAGAAACCCAAAAUGAAAGAAAAGAUCAACUAUUACUACCCUUCAGAAAUUUGGCACUAUCCACCCUUAAAUCUAUAAUGCGACGGAAUAAUAUUGAGUACAAUACAUCCUAUGAUCGCUGUACCCAAAUAUUCGAGGUUGGUUCUCUUUUCGGGGACCAGUUUUUCUCGAUUUUGGAAGAAAUGAACGACUUUAUAUCUGACACUAAUAAAGAUGCUUUCUACGAUGCAAUUUCAAAUGAAAUACUAGAGCAUACUAUAACUACUCUGCCACCAGUUAUGUUGAAAGGGAUUAUGCAGCACUUCGCAGACAAGAAAAACCUACGGGCAAUUGAGCUUCUUAUUAUAACCCUGAACCAGUCAUCAUUAGAUAUUGACAUGUCUGUCAAAUUAUGCAAGAAAUUUAAGUUGUAUGGUGUCUUAGUCUAUUUGUGGAAUAAUAUGUUUUCGGAAUAUUCAACUCCAUUCAUUGAUUAUCUUUUCAAGAUAACUAAACAGUAUGACAAAUGUCUACUUUUUGACAGGGUUAAGAAUAUUAAGUCAUUCAAUAUUUACCAUUACUUGACAGCGGUUUUGACCGGUUAUCAAUACCCAACAAAAACGCAGAUCACUCCUGCUCAGACUGUUUUGGCGAAAGAACAGCUUUAUACUUUUCUCUUUAGUGGGACCUCUCUUGAAUGGCCAGUAGACUCAGGCGAAAAGUUUUUAACAUGUCAAAAUCCAUUACGUGAACCAGCAUACCCAUAUUUCCAGUUAUUACUAAAACAUGAUCCAGAGUCAUGCUUGUACAUGCUUCACAAAAUCUUUGAAGAUACGCAUUUGAAUGAUGAUGGCUUACUAGAACAUAAUCAAAUCUCUCAAACUCAAAUUAGCCGCCAAUUUGUUGUAGAUAUUUUGAUUGGUAUUUUGAAAACUCUAGAAGACGCAAAAUUGCAGGUUCUAAUUGCAAUUUUCAUUACAAGGAAUAUUCCGAAGUUUCCUCAGUUUAUUAAACUUUCCAAUUCGGCUUUGGAUGAGUUGAUAUGGAUAAUAUGCGGUUCUAACUUCGAAGAAUUAAAUUACGACUCUCAGCGGAGCUUAGAGUCAUUAUUCAGCAUUUACAAGCCGAACAAUAUGGAAGAGUUUAUUGUUUACCUUAAGGAUAGAAAAUUUGACUAUGUUUUGCUUCCAGUUUACAAGAGUUUAUCACUUGCUGCAGAAUACCUGAUGCUGAGAAUAGAAUCAGAAGAAUUGAAGUCUUUACCUAAGGCGGUGUCCGAAAUUCUAAGCGAUUGCGCUACGUUAACUGUUUCAAAGCCAAUAGAGAGACGACGCGUUGCGAAGGUAAUAGAAGCUAAAAUUAACAAGUUACUAGGGUUGGAGAACACAGAAACAUUGAUUACAGCAAUAUAUCAGUUUGAUAGUGAAGUAUGUUCGAGAGUGUUGAAGCGGAUCCGUUCUAAAAGUAAACAAAAGGAAUGUAUGGAGCUAUUUUUUGGUAUGGUGAAGCCAUCUCAGUACAUUGAUGCUGAACUAAAGUAUACUUACUUAAAACUAUGCUGCGAACAGGGCUAUUUCACUACCCUACACAAAUACCUAGGCCAGAUUGAUUAUACAGACUUGGAUUCCGAAAAGAUUAUCGAGAUGCUAAAAGACCACUCUGACACUGAAGGUUUGGUGAUUGUUUAUACUAAAUUAAAAAACUUUGAAAUGGCAAUAUUGCAAGCCAAUUCGGGGUUUUCAGAUUCAUCUGAAUGUGGUGGAAAAACCGACGCCGAAAAUUUCAUUGAUUUAGCCAUUGAGAUAUGUGAGCAAUCUGGUGAACAAGCACAGAAUUGUUGGACGAAUCUUAUUACCAGCGUGCUCUCGAGACAUUCAAAAUUACCUCAGGGAGAUAAGGCUCACUGCAGUUACCUACUACAGCAGGUGUUUUUAAGACUUUUGCAAUGGGAGUCAUCAAGGGAACAGGGUCUAACGGUAGACUUCUGGAAUAUUUUAACGGCUGUUUUAAGUCAUCAGAAUAUGGCGGUAACUAAAAUCAAUGAUAUUAAGACAAUUCUUGCUGAAAUUAUUAAAAUAUACACUGUAGAGGAGAGUAUCCAUCAAUUAAUCCUCAGAAUCAUUGAGAAUUCGUCGCAUACUAUCAUCCACAAAUAUUUAUUUGGAUUACAACAAGGUUGGCCAAUAGAAAAUUACGAAUGUGAGGUUUGUGGUAAGACAAUUUGGGGUAUGGGGGUCACUAGUAAGGUGUUCAUUGCAUGGAAAUUACUUUACCAAAGAAUAGGAUAUGACGAACAAGAAGUAUUAGAUAUUAAUAAUCUUAUUGUAUUUCACUGUCACCAUGGGUUUCACGAGUCUUGUCUACGAAACAUGGGCCAAAAUGACGACAGUUACUAUUGCUUGAUAUGUGACAUUGAUGGCACUAUCAGUUAA